AUGAUUGUAGCUUCACAUAACGGUGAAGAGAACGAGUUUUCUUCAGAGGAGAUUUCAUCUAUGGUUCUUAUUAAAUUGAAAGAACUUGCAGAGAAAUUCCUUGGUAAAACUGUACGUGACGCAGUCAUCACAGUACCAGCUUAUUUUGAUGAUUCCCAACGCCAAGCAACAAAGGAUGUUGGUCAUGUUGUUGGACUUAAUGUUCUACAGAUAAUCAAUGAGCCAACCUCAGCAGCAAUUGCAUAUGGAUUAGACAUGAAAAAUCAUAUAGCUCGUGACAUAAAUGUGCACAUCUUUGAUUUAGGUGGUGAUACAUUUGAUGUCUCUCUUGUCACCAUUGAUAAGAAGGGUACGAUAACAGUUAAGGUCGUUGUUGGUGACACUCACUUAGGUGGCCAGGACAUUGAUAACGCAAUGUUUGACUAUUUUGUGGAACAAUUCAAGAGAAAGCACAAGGCAGACAUCAGUGUGAAUAAAAAAGCACCAUCUCGGUUGAAGGAAGCUUGUGAAAAAGAAAAAAGAGUUCUCUCUUCAAUUAUUGAUACUACUAUCGAUAUUGACAACUCGCAUGAUGGUGUUGAUUUUUCUAUGAGAAUAUCUCAUGCAAAGUUUAAAAAGCUUAAUGAAGAUUUCUUUAGUAAUUGUAUAAAGAUGGUGGAGACGUGUUUGGGUGAUGAAAAAAUGAAUAAAAAACAGAUAGAUGAGGUAGUAUUAGUUGGUGGGUCAACUGGGAUACCCAAGGUACAACAAUUGUUGAAAGACUUCUUCCAAGGAAAAGAGCUUUUUAAGAAGAUCCAUGUUGAUGAGGUAGUUGCGUAUGGUGCAACAGUUCUUGCUGCAAAAUUAACUGGCUAUAGCGGUAAAAGAGUUCGCAACCUAGUGUUGAUAGAUGUUGUGCCUUUGUCACUUAGUAUUGAAAUUUAUGGUGGCUAUUUGUCUGUUUUAAUUAAAAGAAAUUCCCCAAUACCAGCCAAGAAGGAAGGAAUUUAUGUUAAUGUUAAGGAUUACGAAGAUACAUUAACUUUCAAUGUCUAUCAGGGUGAGAGAAGUAUGGCCAAAGACAGUAAUUGGCUAGGAAAAUUCGAUGUUACAGUCCCACCUCUACUAAAGGGGUUGUCACAGGUAAACGUGAUCUUCGACAAUGAUGCUAAUGGUAUUUUAAAUUGGUCAGGAGUGGAAUUAACAACUGGCCUAAAAAAAGGGAUUAUAGUUACCAAUCACAAGGACAUGCUUUCGACAAGAAAUAUCGAAAAAAUGCUAGAUGAUGCUCACAAGUACAAAUUACAAGACGAGGAGAACAAGAAGAAGGUUUUUGUACAUAAUGCAUUGGAGGACUACCUUUAUGAUGUGAAAAGAAAAAUCAAGAAAAUAGGAAACACUACCAAGAUGUUUACUAAGAAAGAACUGGAAAUAAUGGAAAUUGCCAUAGAAAAAGCAAACGAAAUUCUUAAUGAAAGCCAACUUGCGGGUUUUGAUGAGUAUCAAAAGGAGCUAAAUCAGUUGGAAAAGGUAUGCCUGCCAAUCAUUGUCCAACAUGUUUAA
This is a messenger RNA of Lactuca saligna, 1542 nucleotides long. Lineage: Eukaryota; Viridiplantae; Streptophyta; Magnoliopsida; Asterales; Asteraceae. The record is from the annotation of a GenBank genome assembly.